CUGACUGUGUACCAAUGCAAUUCAUUUAUGUUUAGACCUGAAGAAAUCGAGAAUCGAGACAUGCAAGAGAACUUGAUAGCUUUGCUUAUGUUUACUGAAAAUCUGUUUACGUAGCAGACACUCUUUUUGUUCAAUAAAGCCAGCAGUUUCGGAUUUACAAAAUGGGGGAGCCACAGCAGGUCAGUGCUCUUCCGCCGCCUCCAAUGCAGUACAUCAAGGAGUACACGGAUGAGAAUGUGCGAAAAGGACUGGCCCCCAAACCCCCUCCUCCUAUUAGAGACAGUUACAUGAUGUUUGGCAAUCAUUUCCAAUGCGAUGACAUCAUUAUUCGACCAUUGGAGAGCCAGGGCAUCGAGCGCCUCCACCCUAUGCAGUUUGACCACAAGAGAGAGCUGAAAAAACUAAAUAUGUCCAUCCUGGUCAACUUUCUGGACCUUCUGGACAUCCUCAUCAAAAGCCCAGGCAGCAUUAAGCGAGAGGAGAAGAUGGAGGACUUGAAACUUCUGUUUGUCCACAUGCAUCACCUCAUCAAUGAGUACCGUCCUCACCAGGCCAGGGAGACGCUUCGGGUCAUGAUGGAGGUUCAGAAGAGACAGAGGCUGGAGACGGCUGAGCGUUUCCAGAAGCAUCUGGAGCGGGUGGUGGAGAUGAUCCAGGGGUGUCUUGCUUCGCUGCCUGAUGAUUUGCCACAACCUACCAGCUCCAGUGUGGGAGAGGCUGGUGGUGCGGUGUCAGCUGGAGCCUCGAUACUGAAAACUGAACCUAUGGAUGUAGAUGUGACGGGUGCUAGCUGCAUGGUUGCGCAAACGGACAAAAAUGUGCCUUGUAAGAAGGACAAGGUGUGGGACAAGGAUGCUGCGAUGUGCAGGAUUAUUGAUGAGAUGACUUGAGCUGUCUAAGGAAUUAAUAGUGUUUUUAUUGUUAUUCAGGAAAUGCCAGUUCUUCAACUUUGUUACAAAACACAGGAAGUCAACAAGUAGACCACAAACACUUACAGACAUUUAACAUGGCGGUCAGCUCACAUGGUCAUUGAAGUAGAACUGUACGUGUAAAAUAAUAAAGAUCUACUGGUCUUUUCGUUUUCAUAUCA
Molecule: messenger RNA, 1090 nt
Organism: Ctenopharyngodon idella (grass carp)
Lineage: Eukaryota; Metazoa; Chordata; Actinopteri; Cypriniformes; Xenocyprididae
Gene: med7
Product: mediator complex subunit 7
Exons: 2
Coding region: 162-890 (242 amino acids)
Biological process (GO): regulation of transcription by RNA polymerase II
Cellular component (GO): mediator complex
Molecular function (GO): transcription coregulator activity
Source: RefSeq, a predicted model, not a curated record